Messenger RNA from Cheilinus undulatus (humphead wrasse), 2139 nucleotides. It is a transcript of the gene tsen54, whose product is annotated as TSEN54 tRNA splicing endonuclease subunit. The record is from RefSeq and is a predicted model, not a curated record. The coding region runs from base 31 to 1590 and encodes 519 amino acids. Gene Ontology annotation, biological process: tRNA-type intron splice site recognition and cleavage. Lineage: Eukaryota; Metazoa; Chordata; Actinopteri; Labriformes; Labridae. Gene Ontology annotation, cellular component: tRNA-intron endonuclease complex. The transcript is spliced from 12 exons.
UGCAGCAAUGAGCAUGCGCAGAAAAGAAACAUGGCGGACCAAAACACGACGGACAGCGGAGAGAAGUUUUACAGUGAAAUAUUAAGUCCAUCUGAGCUGUUUGCAGCGCGGUCCAGGAGUCACAAGAUCCCAGUUCGCGGUCAGAAAGAUUUCUUCCCCAACGACUCAGAGGAGCAGAGACGGCGUCUGGAGCAGAGCCUGGAGGAGCAUUGGGACCUUAUAUCAGAGGAGAGGGUGGAGAGGCUAGGAAACCUGGUGAGGGCGACAUGGAUUCCUAGUGAGCAGAUCGUGGAGCUUCAGACUCCAGCUGGAAAGUUUUGGCAGACGAUGGGUUUCUCCUGGGAUGGAAAGCAGCGUCUCCUCCCUGAAGAGGCUCUCUACCUCAUGGAGUGUGGAAACCUUCAGGUGUUUUAUCGAGGCCUUCCACUGUCCAUCCAGGAUGGCUAUGAGAUGUUUCUGUCCUCGAGCACAGUGAGCCUCCAGCAGUAUCAGGUGUUUGCACAUCUGAAGAGGCUUGGCUAUGUGGUGCACAGAUUCAAUCCAAGCUCAGAGCCAUCGCCUUAUGUGAGGCAGCUCAAUCUUCCUACGUCACGGGACAAAGCAUCAAGGCAACUGAAGAGGAAACGCAGCGCCAGCCCCACCCCUACCCCUACAACAACAUCCAGUCAAACUGAAUCAAAAGACGACUCUUCAGCUGACAGAAUGGAGGUGGAUCAGUGUAGCCAGGAGGACGACAAGGAUCAAAAGCUCCCUAAACCAGAACUAAAGACUGCUCCUCUGACCUCUGAGACUGUGGCUGCAAGUCCAGCAGAGAAAGACUCAGGAGUCAGGACCUGGUGGACGACGGAUCCUCAGGAGGACCAAUCAGAUCGCCAGCCUGUCUCUGCUUCCUCACGCUGGCUCUUCAGCUCUAUCUGUUUCCCGGACCUGGGCUCCACGGAGAGCCUCCCCGGCUGCCUGGCCCCUCCAGACCCCUCUCUGCUCCCGGGGUCUCUGGCUGUGGGAGUGUGUGAUGUCGCCACCUGGAGGGGGAGGAUAAACCUGCGGGAGGUGAAGCUGUCUGCAAAGGAGCAGCAGAGGGAGGAAGAGAGACGGAGACGGCAGUCUGAUAUCAACAUUGACAAAGAGGUUCAACGCUGCAGGAACUGGGCGGAGUAUCGUGAGCUCAUGGCGAAGCGGCAGGAGGAACGUAAAGGCCGACCAGCACAUUUAUGGAACACGGAGGUGACUCCUUUACACGACCCGAGAGAACAAAUCUCCACCGCUGAUCUUUUGGAAAAAAUCAGAGUGAUUCAACCUACAAAUUUACUUGAAGGAGCAUCCAGGUUAAAAGGUUCAGACAAGUGGAGGAUUUGUUUUAAUGUUUACCAGCCCGACACAGUGGCUGACUUCAAGAAGAGCAAGCCAGGGAAACCGUACUCCCGCAUGUGUGUGUGCAGUUUCAACGACCCCGUGCCGGACCUUCGAGCCAUCAAGCUGCUGGCCCAGCAGAGCGGAGACAUCCAGGUGGUUUGUGCCGUUGUCGACUACGGCGACAUCUCCUUCUACACCUUUAAAGACUUCCAGCUGCCCACUGAUGUUUAUCCCUAACACCUCACCGCUCUUAAGCAUCACUUUAUAAACUCCUCUGUGGACUUGUAGAUGAAGCUGUGGCCCGGCUGGACUUACGAAAAGGAAACGUAGCCAUUGACAAGGCCAUUACACAUGGAUCAGGAGGAAAAAGGGACAAAAGCUUAAUUUUAUCAUCUGUUCUAGUGUUCUAUCUGCUUCUAAUCAGUCAGAAAGCUGUGUCUCUCCUUAUUCAAACAAAAACACAUCAGAAUUCCUCUAUAUAAAUCAUGCCAUUUACUCACUAAAGUCUUUAGUGCAGAAGUUUCAGUACAGAGGAGUGAUGUUUUGGAAGAUCCUGCAUCCUUUUUUGUUAUUUUUUGAUUCUACCUCUAAAAGGUGCCAAAGUUUGAUCACUCUAAAUUUUGCACAGUGAAGUGAAUGAUAAUGUAACAAAAAUUCCUGCUUUUUAUGAAAAUAUGGGUUAAUCUUCCUUCUCCUUUGGCAGCAGGCCACAGUCAAACAGCACAUUUACAGGUUGUUGAAGGUUUGAUGCACUGCACUCCCAUUUUUAAAUAAACAAUGCCUUAA